This is a messenger RNA of Phaedon cochleariae (mustard beetle), 1062 nucleotides long. The record is from the annotation of a GenBank genome assembly. NCBI's taxonomy places the organism in Eukaryota, Metazoa, Arthropoda, Insecta, Coleoptera, Chrysomelidae.
AUGAGUACUUCUAUGCCUUUGGGUCCUCUCGAUAACAAUAAUAUCUAUCCUUUCGGACCUGGAACACUUCAAACAAUCGUCAUUGUGAUGGCACCGAGCAACGAGUUAUUUAUAGUUGGGAUGAGUCGGCCCUCCCAGCUCCAAAACUGCACCCUCAUCAACCAAACCUCCAACUCCAUCCAGGUGGACUGCACGGACGGCUUCGACGGCGGGCUGCCGCAGAGCUUCCUCAUGCAGGUGCUCGAGCUGCCCUCUCUGAGGCCCCGCCUCAACCUGACCUCGUACCGGUCGCCGCCCACCUUCACGGCCGUCGGGCUGGACGGCGGCGCCUCCUACCGGCUGGCGCUCUACGCGGUCAACGCCAAGGGCAUGAGCGACCCCACCCUCAUCGAUCCGGUCACGUUCAAGGGCGUGGCCAAGCUUCAAGGCACGACGGCCGCCAUGCCGGUCAGCCCCCUCCUGAUGGCCCUUCUUGCCACCGCCGCCCUCCUCGCAACCGGCGUCUGCCUUGUGCUGGCCGCCCUUUGCCGCCGUCAUCACUGCCGCCCCCAGGGCCGCCCCUGCCCCCGCCCCGCCGACAACGGCACCAAGCACCUGCCCCUGGAGGCGGCGCUUGUGACGGCCGACGACGGCGCGGCUGACGGUUCGGUGACAGGUGUCGGGACGCCUCUGAGUCCCGCCGACUCGCAGAGGCGGCUGAUGGUCGUGGAAGCGAGGCUGCCGAGAGGGGCGGUCGAGGGAGGCGAUCCCGAUAUCAUCAGGAACCAGUAUGAGAGGCGUCCCAUACACGGUUUCAUGAAAAUGUACGAACCGCCUGGAGCUAGAGAAGAAGAUAAUCUCAUGGAAGAUGAAGGAGAGGAGUACGACUUCAGAAAUGUUGCCAAAGAAAGGACACAUGUGCCCUCCAAUCAUAAUAUCUAUAGAAGUCUACAAAGGCCUAGCAGGGCAACAGUGGGUAUACCCAGCAUGCCCAGUAUGCCUAGUUCGCAAACCCUUACACACAAAUACAGGGGGCCCGAAGUUGUUACCACGUCGAAUCGGAUACAGGAGAGUUGCAUAUAA